CUAACUGCCACUGACAUCCCCAGUGACACUAAUACAGUGAUUAGUGCUAAUAAAAAGCACUGACACUGUACUAAUAACACUGGACAGGAAGGGGUUAACAUCUGGGGCGAUCAAAGGGCUAACUGUGUGCUGUGUGUUUUUUACUGUGUGCUGUGCUUUACUAGGGAGACACGCCGCUUUGUAUUUCUCUGUUGUGCAGAGAAAUACAAAGCAGCAUGUCCUUGCUGACAGGAGAGAGACCUGUGUUGUUUACACACAGGUCUCUCUCCUGUCAGUUUUCCCCGACAAUCACCGAGUGCCAGCAAGGAACCUCCGGCUGGGACCCGGUGAUUGACAUUUCUAGCCACCAAUGGUGGCGC
Staurois parvus is the source of this 359-nucleotide messenger RNA. Lineage: Eukaryota; Metazoa; Chordata; Amphibia; Anura; Ranidae. The record is from the annotation of a GenBank genome assembly.